This is a messenger RNA of Penicillium brevicompactum, 2598 nucleotides long. RefSeq names its product MINDY family deubiquitinase. Gene Ontology annotation, cellular component: cytosol; cell periphery. Gene Ontology annotation, molecular function: cysteine-type carboxypeptidase activity; cysteine-type deubiquitinase activity; K48-linked deubiquitinase activity. The record is from RefSeq and is a predicted model, not a curated record. Gene Ontology annotation, biological process: protein K48-linked deubiquitination. Bases 1 to 2598 code for a protein of 865 amino acids. The transcript is spliced from 3 exons. Lineage: Eukaryota; Fungi; Ascomycota; Eurotiomycetes; Eurotiales; Aspergillaceae.
AUGGGCCUGCGCAAACAGCCCCCACCACGUCUCCAGAACAUUAGCAAGUCAAAUGCUCGAUCGGACGCACGUUCGCCCAAAUCAGCAUCGGCCAAUUCCCCAUCUUUCACCCGCCCGCCUCAUCUCAAACGGCUGCCUUCUGAAGACUCCAUAUACUCCCCCGAUCUCAACACCUCGCCCGCUUUCGAUCUGAUGCCACUAGAAGAAGCGCAAAGAUCCCCAGUCGGGUCUCCGACAAGCCACCCGCCAAAUUCAUGGCCGGAUAGUGCUGGGAGACCCGAUAAUACUACUGCCGGUGCCGGCCAGUAUAGCCACCGGGGCCAGUAUGAUGGGACAAACCCAGCUCCUGGGAACGGCACCGGAGACUCAGUUCCACAUGCGCUUAUACCAGGCCAGUACACAGGCGCUUCGGAAAAUGUGUGGCGCUCGACAAACGAUACAGACGAAACAUCCAUGGGAGAGCUCCCAGUACAGCUUCAAUCAAACAACCCGUUCCUGAAACCCAGAUCAGCAGAACAUACCCAAGACCUUCUAGAUAGGAAUGAUUGGGGACGAAAUUCCCAAGCGACCACCAACAGUGAAGCAUUGAGCCAUACUGAUGGGUAUAUUCCAAUGACUGCUCGCUUGUCUUUGCUAGAUCAGCCAGACCAAGAGACCCCGUGGGAGGACCCCUCUCCACAUCGUUAUGAUCAACGGGCCGUGUUAGGUGGUCAUCAUUUUGAUGACACUUCGCCGUGGGAAUCUCAACACACAGCUUAUGCAACCAACCAACACAGCAUGUAUCCACGUGAGGAGAAGUCUGAUCUAUAUGAGCCGCCGGUUGUCGUGGAACCGACAGGUUCGCACCAACCGUACAACACACACGGGUUCGGAUCCGAUGCUGGAAUCAGGACACCUUCUGUGGUACCAUCCAAUGCCACAUCCGCCACAUCUCAUUACCUGAUCGAUCUAGAUGUUCCCGGUGCAACGGGCAACCUGGGGGUGGAUACGGCAUCUCGUGCUGGAUCCUCGGUUUACUCAGAACCGGCCGCCAGAGAAUCAGAUUCGUUGUCGAAUGCACAGCCACAGCACCUUGAAUCUUCCAUGAAACAACCCUGGGGUACAUCCGAUAAGCCUGGAGCCCAUCCAACCCCUGUUCUAUCUCCAGAAGAAGCCGCGCGGCAGAAAGAGCAAAGGUCGGAAACAUACACGAUUCGUCACAUUCGAUGGACGAACCAGGCAGGCGAAUUGAUAGAAUCUCCAAUUCUGGUCCAAAACAAAAAUGGUCCAUGUCCUUUGUUGGCUCUUAUAAACGCACUAGUUCUGCGGGCAAACCCGAAAGCCCAACCACCGAUCGUUAGAGCCCUGUCCACUCGCGAGCAAAUAUCACUCGGGCUACUGAUUGAAGCCAUGUUUGAAGAGUUGACAACGUGUCUGGGACCCGACGAGGAGUUUCCCGAUAUCGAGGCCCUAGCACAAUUUUUGACCAUGCUUCAUACCGGGAUGAAUGUCAACCCGCGGUUGACUUUAGAGUCUACCGAUGGGCUCGGAACCUUCCUGGAAACCAGUGAUCUUCGAUUGUACGGCACUUUCGGCAUCCCGUUGAUCCACGCUUGGCUAGCUUCCUGGUCUAGCCCUACUCAUGCGGCGAUGUCACGGACUGGUCAGUACUAUGACGAUAUUCAAAUGCUGCCUUUCCGUCGACAAGAAUUGGAGGAUCGAGCCACGCGUGGCGAGCCUCUUACCUUCGAAGAAGAAAGCAACAUGGAGGACAUUCAAUCGAUUCAGCAAUUCGUAGAAAUCGAGAAUGCGACACAAUUGAGUCCUUUCGGCUUGACGCAGCUUUCUACCAGGCUUGAACCGGGAUCCGUCUCUAUUCUGUUCCGCAACGACCAUUUCUCAACCCUUUACAAACAGCCCACAUCCCAUCAACUAUACACCCUGGUCACUGAUGCGGGCUACGCGGGCCAUGCUGAGGUUGUUUGGGAAUCCCUAGUUGAUGUAACGGGUUUCAAUACGGAAUAUUACUCCGGCGAUUUUCGCCCUGUUGGCGCGGGCCCAUCCGCUGAACCCGCGCCAUCCAACACGGCAAACACAACAACAUCCAGCGCCGCGCCAAACCCUUCCCCGAAUACAAACGCCAACGACGCUUCACAUUCACCUGAACCGACCCAGGAGCAAAGUGAUGCGGACUAUGCGUAUGCUCUCUCGCUCCAAUUUGAAGAAGAGCAACGUGAAAAUGAGCGGGCCCAAGAUGACACGGGCAAUCGCAACUCUGCGUCGAAUAAUUCUACCAGUCGCCCAUCACCUCCCCCCCGCAUGAGCAACGUGCCUAAUCGAACUUCGAGUAUUACCACCGGGCUUCGAACUCGCCCUGGGCCUCAGCCACAUCACGAACCCGACCCUAACGACCCUAACGCUCCGCCUCCACCUUAUGAACAAGCUGCAGGGGGUCCACGAUAUUCACCCCCCAAUAGAAGGCCCUAUAGCGGUGCCCAGGGAAACCAAUACCCUGGCAGAAACCACAACUCACAGUCUUCCCAUCGACCACGCCCAUCCGUCGCCACGAGUACCGACCGGAUGAACAGAGAUCGAAACAAAGAUUGCGUGAUGAUGUGA